This is a messenger RNA of Arabidopsis thaliana (thale cress), 389 nucleotides long. Its product is annotated as Plant thionin family protein. NCBI's taxonomy places the organism in Eukaryota, Viridiplantae, Streptophyta, Magnoliopsida, Brassicales, Brassicaceae. Bases 1 to 279 code for a protein of 92 amino acids. The record is from RefSeq and is marked reviewed. The transcript has a single exon.
AUGGGGAUUCAAACAUGCAGUGUUUUAAUAAUCGUAGCUAUAUUGACGAUGAUGUUUUCAGCACACAUUGCUCAAUCAAACAGUAUAACAAUGUGUGUGAAACAUUGUGCACAAAACGAGUGCUUGAAAGCGGCGAAAAAACCUACUCCUGAAAUUUGUGAUGAAGCUUGCAAGAAAAUCUGCAACAAUCAAUUAUUCGGUGAUGAAAAGUGGUUUGUUCCUGCUCCAAAAGGAAGCUCCCGAAUCUGUAGAUGGGCGCCUGAGUAUUGCCAAUUCUGAAUUAUGAAAAAUUCUAAUGAUUUGUUUUUUUCCAUGACAAUAACAUAAAAACAUAAAAAUAUGUAAGUACGUGAUCAAUUCAUUAUUCUUAUAAAAUAAUUUCUUCUUUU